AUGUACCAAUGUCAAAAAUUCAAAACAUCAACAAUCAUUAGCAAUUUAAAUAGUUCAAUGGGUGAAAGUGAAAAAAUAUUCCUAUGUCCAAUAUGCAAGCAAUCAGUUAAAUAUAGCACAAUUAAAUCAAUUUCAUUUAAAAAUAAAAUCUAUAAUUAUCCAUUAUCACCAUCAAUCUCGCAUACUAGCCAUACAAACAAUCAUUCAGCUAAUAGUAAUAAUACAGUAAAUAACAACAGCAAUAGCAACAACAUUAAAAUAAAGAAGCCUAUUUAUGAUUCAAGUAAUUGGAAAUGUAGUACUAAAAUUGAUUCAUUGCUUGAUGAAUUAAAUAUAGUAUUAAAGAACGAGCCAGAUUCAAAAUGUUUAAUUUUCUCUCAAUGGACAUCAAUGUUAGAUUUAAUCGAUAUACCAUUAAAUAUCAACUCUAUGCCCUGGUGGAUUGGGUUUAAAUUUAGUUGUUGCUUCACAUGUGAUCCAUGGUGGAACCCUGCUACCGAAGAGCAGGCUAUAGAUCGUGUAUACCGUAUUGGUCAAAAUAAAAAUGUUAAUGUCAUUAGAUUCCUUAUUAAAGAUUCAAUCGAAGAAAAGAUCCUAGAGCUUCAGAAAUCUAAAAAAGAUUUAGCUAAAGAGGCAUUAACAAUGAAAAAACAACCACAACAAAGAAUCGAAGAACUUAAACUAUUAUUUGCCGAUUAA
Molecule: messenger RNA, 699 nt
Organism: Dictyostelium purpureum
Lineage: Eukaryota; Evosea; Eumycetozoa; Dictyosteliales; Dictyosteliaceae
Exons: 2
Coding region: 1-699 (232 amino acids)
Source: RefSeq, a predicted model, not a curated record